Stomoxys calcitrans (stable fly) is the source of this 975-nucleotide messenger RNA. Its product is annotated as protein enabled-like. NCBI's taxonomy places the organism in Eukaryota, Metazoa, Arthropoda, Insecta, Diptera, Muscidae. The record is from RefSeq and is a predicted model, not a curated record. The transcript is spliced from 2 exons. Bases 1 to 975 code for a protein of 324 amino acids.
AUGAACAGCAAACGAAUUUGGUUUGCCCUAUUGCUUUGUACAGUGGUUGUCCUGCAGUUGGCAGCUGCUAAUGAUCGCAAUUGGGCUCGACGCCAAUAUAGACUCUAUGAAAGACCGAUACAACCUAUAGGGCGGCAGGGUUAUGGAUGGGACGACGAACGUUACAACCGUUUGUUUUUUAAUAAAAUGAACAAGUUCACAACAACAACUACUACCACUGCCGCGCCGACAACAUCGCCUCCACCACCACCGCCUCCACCCCCUCCACCACCACCACCUCCUUCCAUUCAACCACCAUCGCCGCCUACAUCACCACCUCCUCCUCCGCCGCCUCCUCCUCCACCACCUCCACCUCCACCGCCGCCACCAACAACUCCUCCACCGCCGCCACCUCCACCGAUUACCGCUAGGUUACAAGGAAUAGAUUAUACUGAAUUAGGUGGCGAAAAUGAUCAUCACCUGCAAUAUGAUUUGGGAUUUAGAUCACAGUAUUACGAUGACUUUGACGAAGAUAAUUAUUUUGAUGUGGGCCAAGGACGCAAUAGCAACUAUCUGAAUGGAGACUGCGAUGACUUCCCACCCAUCAGAAAUGUCAAUUCCUUCAGCAAUUGGCGCUUACAACGCAGACGUCGUGCCCAAGAGAUGCGUCAUCGUCAAAGGGAGUACAAUCGCAAACGACGAAUCGCCCAAAAGGAAUUAGCUGCGAAACGUCGUGCAGUAAGACGAGAGCGUCUACAACGCCAACAGACCAUGGCACAUAAACGCCGACAAGAAGAGAGGAGAAGACGAUUAGAGCAAAGGAAACGACGCAUUCGACCUGCGAGUAACAUAGGUCGAAACAAUGUCGGCCUUGGCAUAACCAACGUCCAUAGCCAUUCCAGAUAUCCUUAUGAGAUGGGAAGAAGCAUGCAAACUAUUCCAAAACGUCAACGUUUAAGGCAAAUACGUCGACCUCACAAUGGAGGAAACCUAUAA